Molecule: messenger RNA, 1560 nt
Organism: Pipra filicauda (Wire-tailed manakin)
Lineage: Eukaryota; Metazoa; Chordata; Aves; Passeriformes; Pipridae
Gene: FRMD8
Product: FERM domain containing 8
Exons: 10
Coding region: 12-1427 (471 amino acids)
Biological process (GO): negative regulation of canonical Wnt signaling pathway
Cellular component (GO): plasma membrane; cytoskeleton
Source: RefSeq, a predicted model, not a curated record
CUGACCCCGCCAUGGACGGGGAGGGGGAGGGGGAGGGCGCGUCCGCCGCGCCGGGAGCCGCCGCCCUGGUGUACCUCCCGGACGGGUCGGCGCUGCCGCUGCCCCUCGAGCCCCCCCCGGGCCCCACGGCCGCGGAGCUGCUGCGCCGCUUGCAGGGGGCUCUGCGGCUCCCCCCGAGCGCGGGGGAGGCCCUGGCGCUGUGGUUGGGGUCGGACCUGCUCGAGGUGCAGCUGAAGCCGCGGCACCGCCCCCUGCGCCUGGUCCGGCACUGGCCGGAGCUGCUGCUGCGCUUCAGCCUCGGCUCCCCCGCGGCCAUCGCGCAGGACGAGCCAUGUUUGCAGCUGCGCAGGAACGUUUUCUUCCCCAAGAGCCGCGAGCUGGAGCUGCAGGAGGAGGAGCUGCUGCGGCUGCUCUACGAGGAGGCCCGGGAGCAGCUGCAGGGGGGUCGUUACCCCGUGGACCCCCCCGAGGCAGCCGAGCUGGGGGGGCUGAGCUGCCGCCUCCGCCUGGGACCCUUGAGCUGCCGCCUCCGCCUGGGACCCUUCGAGCCCGAGCAGCACACGGAGCUCAGCCUGCGGCCGCUGCUGACGGAGCUGCUGCCGCCGGGUCCUCCGGCCCGCUGGGGGGCGCUGUUCCGGCGCUCGCGCUCCCCGGGCCCCGCCCAGCGGCUCCUCGACGCCUUCGCGCGCGCGCCGGGCCCGGAGGCGCCCCCUGCUGGGCUGUACCGGGACUUCCUGCGGCGCUGCCACGCCCUGCCCGGAUACGGGUGUGCCUUCUUCCCCGGGGCCAUCGAACGCCCCUCGGGGGGGCUGCUGGGCCGGGGGGGGCUGCGCCCCGUCAGCGUGGCCGUGGGGCUCGAGGGGGUCACCAUCAUCGACCCCCGCCAGAAGCACGUGCUGCUGGCCCUGACGUACCCCGAGCUGUGCUGGGAGCUGGUGGGGGCCGUGGGGCAGGACGGGGACCCCCCCCCGGGGCAGGACGGGGACCCCGCGGAGCCCCCCCAGCUCUGGCUCGAGUUCGACGGGGACCACGAGGGAGCCCCCGUGAACCGCCUGCUGAGGGUCUUCUCCCCACAGGCGGAGCUCAUGAGCGCCCUCAUCGAGUGCUGCAUCGAGCUGGGCGGGGCCGCGCCCGCCGCCGCCGAGGCCCCGCCCUCCGAAGGACAGGCCCCGCCCUCCGAGGGACAGGCCCCGCCCCCGGCCCAGCCCGGCGCUCGAGGCGCCCCCUUGCGGCGGCAGGAGAGCGUGACCAGGCCCCGCCUCCAGCGCCUCGCGACCAUCGACUACGUGCAGGACGGGCAGGAGCUGCGGCGGGUGAAGCCCCCCCGGCGCUCGGGGUCCUUCUUCAGCCGGGUGGGGGGCAGCUCCUACAGCCCCGUGGUGGGGGGGGCCCGGGGGGCAGAGGGGGCUGGGCCCGAGCAGGGCUGAGCCCCCCCAGGGCCCCCAAAACCCCUCCCAGCACAGACUGGGAGUCCCCUGAGCCCCCCCCCUUUGUACCCACCCCCCACAAUAAACUGCACCAACACCCCCCCCAGCCACGGUUUGGGGGCAAUUCAGGGCA